Colossoma macropomum (tambaqui) is the source of this 4477-nucleotide messenger RNA. RefSeq names its product glutamate receptor, metabotropic 5b (gene grm5b). Gene Ontology annotation, biological process: regulation of synaptic transmission, glutamatergic; trans-synaptic signaling by endocannabinoid, modulating synaptic transmission; G protein-coupled glutamate receptor signaling pathway. Gene Ontology annotation, cellular component: postsynaptic density membrane. The record is from RefSeq and is a predicted model, not a curated record. Lineage: Eukaryota; Metazoa; Chordata; Actinopteri; Characiformes; Serrasalmidae. Gene Ontology annotation, molecular function: adenylate cyclase inhibiting G protein-coupled glutamate receptor activity; G protein-coupled receptor activity involved in regulation of postsynaptic membrane potential. The transcript has 10 exons. Bases 304 to 3945 code for a protein of 1213 amino acids.
GCGGUACAGCAGGAUUCAGGUUCCUGUGGUUGCCAUGGUGAAGAGCGGACUGCUGGCCGUGGUGGCGGCGCCUGCGGAGCCUCGUUAGCGGAGCGUGUGAGGUUAUGAAGAUCAUCACACAACUACUGUCCCUAGCCAGAGGUUGCCAUAGCAACGACCCCAUGUCCCGGUCCUGGUUGUUACAGAGACUCCAGCGAGUGCAGGAGCUGCAGGAUUUUGGCUUUAUUGGUGACUUCACCUGCGCGUUCCCACGGCAACCACUUCCCUGAAAGAUUUGUGUAAAGUCAUCCUUUUCUCCUUGCGAUGGCCGCCCUGCUGCCCCUGACCUAUGUCCUGCUGCUGGUUCCACUGACCCGUGCUGCCCAGUCCAGCGAGCGGCGGGUGGUUGCCUACAUCCCUGGUGACAUAAUUAUUGGUGCACUGUUCUCUGUGCACCACCAGCCUCAGGCCGACAAAGUCCAUGAGCGGAAGUGCGGCGCCAUACGAGAGCAGUACGGAAUCCAGCGGGUGGAAGCGAUGAUGCUUACGCUGGACCGAAUAAACACUGACCCCAACAUCCUGCCCAACAUCACGCUGGGCUGUGAGAUACGUGACUCCUGCUGGCACUCCGCCGUGGCCCUAGAGCAAAGCAUUGAAUUCAUACGAGACUCUCUGGUCACCGCGGACGACGGAGACGAACCUGGGGGCGGAGCAACGGCCAGAUGUGCGGAUCCUGGGGCCACGCCCAUGAAAGGGAAAAAACCAAUCGUGGGCCUGAUUGGUCCUGGGUCAAGCUCAGUGGCCAUUCAAGUUCAGAACCUUCUGCAGCUUUUCAACAUCCCACAAAUCGCAUAUUCAGCCACUAGUAUGGACCUUAGCGACAAGUCGCUGUAUAAAUAUUUCAUGAGGGUGGUGCCCUCGGACGCCCAGCAGGCCAGGGCAAUGGUGGACAUCGUCAAGAGAUACAACUGGACCUACGUUUCGGCCAUACACACGGAGGGUAACUAUGGUGAGAGUGGGAUGGCAGCAUUUAAAGAGAUGGCAGCUAAAGAGGGGAUCUGCAUCGCUCACUCUGAUAAGAUCUGGAGUAACGCUGGAGAGCAGAACUUCGACCGUUUGCUGCUGAAGCUGAGGAGCCACCUGCCCAAAGCUCGCGUGGUGGCCUGUUUCUGCGAGGGGAUGACCGUCCGUGGAAUACUGAUGGCCAUGAGGAGGCAGAACCUGGUCGGAGAGUUCCUGCUGGUUGGCAGCGAUGGGUGGGCGGAUCGUUACGACGUGACGGACGGGUAUGUGCGUGAGGCAGCAGGCGGGAUCACCAUAAAGCUCCAGUCUGCAGACGUGAAGUGGUUCGACGAUUACUACCUGAAACUGCGUCCGGAUAAUAACCUGCGGAACCCCUGGUUCCCUGAGUUCUGGCAGCACCGGUUCCACUGCAGACUUAAGGGUCACCCUCAGGAGAACCCCAAAUACAACCGCACCUGUGGCAAGCGGGACUCCCUCCGUCAGCAGUACGCUCAGGACACUAAGAUGGGCUUUGUGAUCAAUGCGAUAUACAGUAUGGCGUUUGGGCUCCAUAAGAUGCAGCGAGUUCUGUGUCGCGGUGCCGUUGGUCUGUGCGACGCUAUGCGGCCGAUCGACGGAGCCAAACUGCUCGAAUUCCUCAUGAAGACCAACUUCACCGGCGUCUCCGGAGAAAACAUCCAGUUCGACGAAAACGGAGACUCUCCAGGAAGUUAUGUGAUCAUGAACUUUAAGAAGAUGGGGAAGGAUUAUUACGACUACACCAACGUGGGCAGCUGGGAUAACAGCGGUCUGCAGAUUGAUGAUGAUGAAAUCUGGUCCAGCAAAGAUGCCAUCAUCAAAUCAGUCUGCAGUGACCCCUGCGAUAAAGGCCAGAUCAAGGUAAUCCGUAAAGGUGAGGUGAGCUGCUGCUGGACUUGUACUCCCUGUAAGGAGAAUGAGUUUGUGUUUGAUGAAUACACCUGCAGGGCGUGCGAACUUGGCUCCUGGCCUACAUACGACCUCACAGGUUGUGACCCAAUCCCAGUGCAGUAUCUGCGGUGGGGUGACCCUGAGCCCAUAGCGGCCGUGGUCUUCUCCUGUCUGGGUCUGAUGGCCACCUUCUUUGUCACCGCCGUGUUCGUGGUGUACCGCGACACUCCGGUGGUGAAGUCAUCCAGCCGCGAGCUCUGCUACAUCAUUUUAGCUGGAAUCUGCCUGGGCUACCUGUGCACCUUCUGCCUCAUCGCCAAACCUCAUGUGGUCCACUGCUACCUACAGCGCUUGGGCGUCGGCCUUUCGCCUGCCAUGAGCUACUCGGCCCUGGUCACCAAAACCAAUCGGAUCGCUCGCAUUCUGGCUGGCAGCAAGAAAAAAAUCUGCACCAAGAAGCCAAGAUUCAUGAGCGCCUGUGCCCAGUUGGCGAUCGCCUUCAUUCUCAUUCUUCUGCAGCUCAGCAUCAUCGUGGCACUCUUCGCCCUGGAGCCGCCGGAUGUUAUUUUUGACUAUCCAUCCAUCCGAGAGGUCAACCUGAUCUGCAAUACCACCAAUCUAGGCGUGGUGGCACCGCUGGGUUACAACGGUUUGCUAAUAAUGAGCUGCACUUUCUACGCCUUCAAAACGCGGAACGUUCCGGCGAACUUUAACGAGGCAAAAUACAUCGCCUUCACCAUGUACACCACCUGCAUCAUCUGGCUGGCCUUUGUGCCAAUCUACUUCGGCUCCAACUACAAGAUCGUGACCAUGUGCUUCUCAGUGAGUCUGAGUGCCACAGUGGCUCUGGGCUGCAUGUUUGUGCCGAAGGUUUAUAUCAUCCUUGCCAAACCAGAGCGAAACGUUCGCAGCGCCUUCACCACGUCCACAGUGGUCCGUAUGCACGUGGGGGACGGAGGAAAGGCGUCGUCGGCUGCCAGCCGCUCCAGCAGCCUCGUCAACCUGUGGAAGAGGAGGGGGUCAUCAGGGGAGACGCUCAGCUCCAAUGGAAAGUCGGUGACGUGGGCUCAGACGGAGCGCAAUUCCAAAGGCAGCCACCUGUGGCAGCGUCUUUCCUUCCACAUCAAAAAACGGGAGAACAACCAGACGGCCGUGAUCAAGCCUUUCUCGAAGACAUCGGAGGGUCGUGACUGUGGAGGAACUGAAGUCCCGCCAGACAGCAGCAACAACAAGAUGCUAUACGAAGUCACCGAGCCGGAGGAGCGCUUCCCCAUCACGUAUCGUCCUCAAACACCAUCCCCAAUCAGCACCGUGAGCCAGAGAGCAGGGGGCGGAGCUUUGGGAAGGAGCUCGGGUGCUGAUGACCAGGUGAUCAGUGGAGUGUCAUCUUAUCUGAGCCAGCCGCCUCGGAGCGACAGCGUGUCCUGCGGCGGAGUCGGCGGCACCAGCGCAUCACAGGGAUCGCUGAUGGAACAGAUCAGCUGUGUGGUUAACCGCUUCACCGCUAACAUUAGCGAGCUAAACAGCAUGAUGCUGUCCAACUCACCACCAGGGGGCACCAUGGGGCUGAACACGAGCAUGUCUGCUAGCAUUUCAGCUAGCAUGUCCACUCACGGCCACUCCUCCAACUGUCCGCCUCCCUACUUCCUGCCCCGAGAGGUUUCAAUGCCGACCACGAUGACGACCUACGCCGAGAUCCAACCACUACCACCAGUGGAGUCCAAUGGGGGUCGGACGCCUUGCCCGCUGCCCAGCUCCUCCUCCAGGGGUCCAGGCACCAGGAGCUCUCCCGUGUCCAGUGUCAAAGAGUUCAUGGUGGGCACGGCGUCAGCCCUCGAGUCCACAGUUACAAAGGCCGAGCUGGAGGAGCUGCUGCCGCUAACGCCUCCAUCGCCCUUCAGGGACUCUGUGGCUUCCGGGAGCAGCUCCCCCAACUCCCCCACCGGCUCAGAGGCAGGUCUGGGACCGCCCCCGUCCCCCAGAUACGAGUGCCUGGUACUGCGACACUACAGCCAGAGCUCCUCCUCCUUAUGAGGGCCGGGGAGACGUAGGAGGAGGCGACAUUUGGGGAAAAGAGGCAGGAGGAAUGUACGAAUAAAUGACAAAUAACGGCUUCCUAGAAAACGUAAUAAGACAAAUCUAGUCUUUAGUGUGCGUGUUUACAUGUUUUUGAUGCCGGAGACAGACGGCCAGUACAACAACAAGACGUCCGCCGAAGUUUCUCCUGAGCGAGGCAUUUUACGAACGGCCUGCAGGGUCGCACAACAACAUAAUAUCUUUUUGUUCUGUUGUUUGUUUGUUUGGUUUGUUUUGGUAGUGGCCUUAAACAAACAUGGCUUUCGUCUAAUUAGAGAUGUCCUUCUGACAGUAUAAAAAAAAACACAUUUGUGUGUUUGUGUGGCGAAAUGGGGACCCGGCCGCCAGUGGGGACCUUCAGCGUCCUUCACCCAAGGAGCUUGAAAAGGAAAGUGACUCAGAGUAUUAGUGACACUUGGCAAUGCACUCGGGACCGAAGACCUGCUCCGCCAGACUGGGAACAAAGUGCUUUGUUUUAUUUACUGCAAAA